Molecule: messenger RNA, 5035 nt
Organism: Dicentrarchus labrax (European seabass)
Lineage: Eukaryota; Metazoa; Chordata; Actinopteri; Moronidae
Gene: smtnb
Product: smoothelin b
Exons: 20
Coding region: 316-3528 (1070 amino acids)
Biological process (GO): actin cytoskeleton organization
Cellular component (GO): microtubule organizing center; filamentous actin
Molecular function (GO): protein binding
Source: RefSeq, a predicted model, not a curated record
AGUGGGAAUCCUCUGUUCAAAAAAAGCUGCCAACGUCCCCCUUGUAAGAGACUGUUUUCUGUUUUCAGUGCUACCCAAUAGACGAUAAAAGAGGACCGAAAUAUGCUCUCCACAAGCGGGACACGGGUUUAUUUUCGUUGAGUCUGAAGAAAAGCUCCUCACUUCAAUUACGCUUCAGUUUGAGACAAGAAAGAAGAAAGAAAACGCUGCUACAAGUCGUGCAGGUGGUAAAUCCACACGUUGAGCCAGAUCACACCGAGAUUCAACAUCCACCAACUUUCUCGUCUCACCUGAGCCUGACAAAGAAAGGUUAACAUGUCUGUGGAGAGUUACUCUGCGCUGGAUGAGUCCUCCCUCCGAGCAUUGCUGGAUGGAACCGUGGAUCUGGACGAGAGGCGUCUCAUCCGUUCAGCCAUCCGGGAUUUGAGGAGGAGGGAGAUCGAAGACAUGGAGGCUGCUCUGGCCAGCAAGAGAUUUAGACCCACACGCCUCAAACAGCAGGAGGACAAGGAGAACCAGCACAGGUCAGAAUCCAGUGAUAACUUGGACGUCCUGUCACGAAAACUGCAAUCAAUCCAGGACAUCGAUGAGCUCACGAAAAUGCUCCGUGCUGCCAGCGAGUAUGAGGAGAGGAAGAUGAUCAGAGCAGCCAUCCGACAAAUCCGAGAUGAACAGCAGCUAGGGACUGUGGAGCGGGGUAAAGGUCCAGGUCGCUACCUGGAGCCCGAGAGUGUGGAGCCCCAGAGCAGCAUGGGAACUGGGGAGACAGAGCGGGAGAGUCACAGUGAGCGAGAACAUAUCAGAUCUCAGAUUCGGGAGUUACGCAGCCAACAGACACAACAAACCCGAGAGCUGCAGAGAAUAGGCUCCAACUCAGGCAUGGUGUUGGUACUUGAUCACCUGGUGAAGGAUGAUGGCUCUGGACCUCUGCUGAUCCAGCCUCCGAGAGAGGCUGUGACCACAGAGCCUGAGCUGGUCCUAUCUCAUCGUCAAAGGUCAGACUCUUCAGCUUCAGACCGCAGCGUGACCUCUGGGCUUUCAAGGUCCAAUCUGGAUUCUGUGACCUCGGAGAAGAGUCUGGGAUCCGCCUACAGAGCCCGGCUGGACUCUGGAGCCUCAGACAGGAGCCAGAGUCCCUCCCAGCGUGGUCGGCUAGACUCUGGAGCAUCAGAGCGAAGCAUCAGCUCUCAGUCCUACGUCAGACAGAGACUGGGCUCAGAUGUCUCAGACUCCGGCGUCAGACCCCGUUUCGGUUCUGGGGCUUCAGACAGCGUUGGUCUUUUGUCGAGGAAACGGACUGACUCGGGGACAUCUGAUCAGAGUGUGAGUAUGUCCUCUGAGGAGAGGGGUCCAGUGGAGGAGGUGGAGGUAGCCAUGAGUGGUUCAACUUACAGCACAGAUUCAGAAACCGAGAGCAGAAGCCACGGCCCAGCAAGUCUCCAGGCUCAGUCCAACCAGGACCAUAUCAUUGACCAAGAGCAACCCGAUGGGGCACUUUUAUCUCGGAGAGAUCCUGCAAAUGGGAUGCUCAACGGUAGCAGCAAGGGGAAAAAUGACUUGCAGAAACAACAGAUAACAGUUAACAGUGAUCUGCCCCUCACUCACGGCAAAGCAAAGGAUUCUGCGCCUGAGAAGAAAGAUGUUGUACUGGAACAAUUUAACCGCACCAACUCUGUGCGUGAUCGAAUGCGCAAGUUCACAGAGCCCAGUCAGAGCCAAAAUGUCCCAGCUGUGAAGAAAGCUCCUCUGAGGAAUGGGACCAUCUCCGGCAGCAGCGGCCAGGCAAAUCUCUCCAAAGCCACUGAGCUGUUUACACACACAGCAGCAUCCCUCAGCACAUCUGGAGACAGGCCAGCAAGGCCACACGUGGACUCCACGUCUCACACCUCUGCCGCAUCCCAGAGUCACACCACACCUCAGCCAAGAGGUGUGGCUAACAAACCUCUGUCUUCAGCUAGCCAAUGGCAGAACUCCAUGGGUGGGACGAGGCAUCCAGCUGAAAAAGAUGUGCACGCCUCCAGUAACUCAAAGGAAGACAGGACCCCAGGGAGAGCAGCUGGACAGCAGGUCACCCAGGGAGAGGCAGACCCGGACAUGAAGACUUUCCUCACGAUCGAGAUCAAGGAUGGGCGCACCACCACCUCCUCUACAUCCUCUGCUAGGGGCAACAUUGUGCCCAUCACCAACAUGACCCCACGCAUCAACACUAAUGCUCUGGGACAGAGAGCAGAGUUGACCCUUGGCCUCAGAGCGACACCAUUUAAGAUCUCCUCAUCCAGCCUCUCCUCCGGAUCCUCCAUCAAGAUGGAGACAGAGCCCGUUGUGGCCUCUGAGCCGGUGUUUUCAUCUGUCCAGGUGCCGUGUCAUGUCCCAGCCAUCCCCAACGGCUCCAGCACUCUGGCCAAGCCUGAUGAGCGCUCCGGAAAACUGACUGCUGAACAGCUGGCUGCUAUCGAGGAUGAAGAGCUCCUUGACAAAAUGCUCGAUGAGUCAAAAGACUUUGAGGAGAGGAAGAUGAUCCGUGCAGCCAUGAGAGACCUUCGCAAGCGAAAGAGAGAGGUCAUGCUGGGAUGUACUCAAGAGGAAAUAGACCAGAGAGAAAAGGAGCGCGAGACCCGUCUGCAGGAGCUCCGGCAGCAGAGAGAAGCACAGAAGGGUCGCGCUGGGGUCGGAGCAGGAGAGGUGGUAAUGAGGAAGGUGGAGAAGUCAGCGGAUGGCUCCAGCCACAGUCAAGUCACCAAGACAGACCGCUUCGCCAAGUCUGAUGAUGGGAGCAGAUCAUCACGCAGCACUAUGGUUGAGGCCAGUUAUGUGCAGAAAACAGACAGAGGGACAGUCCAGUCAAAAUCAUACAGCUUUAGCUCUUCCACAUCAUCCUCUUCCUCUAACACAAGCAAAAAAGUGGGCAGUGUGUUUGAUCGCGAGGAUGACUCAUCAUCUCGCAGCGGCGGCGGUGGUUUGGCCGCUGUGGAGCGGAGGCAGGCGGAGAGGCGCAAGGAGCUGAUGAGGGCUCAGACACUGCCGAAGACCUCUGCCAUGCAGGCCCGCAAAGCCAUGAUAGAGAAGCUGGAGAAGGAGGGAGGAGGCCCUGGAAAUCAAGCGGUCGCCAAGGUAAACAAGGUUCAGCGUUCCACCAGCUUUGGAGUGCCCAACGCAAACUCCAUCAAGCAGAUGCUGCUCGACUGGUGCCGCGCCAAGACCCGCUCCUAUGAGCAUGUGGAUAUUCAAAAUUUUUCAUCCAGCUGGAGUAAUGGCAUGGCAUUUUGUGCCCUGGUGCACAAUUUUUUCCCUGAAUCGUUUGACUACAGCGCCCUGAGCCCCAGCAACCGCAGGCAAAACUUUGAGGUUGCCUUCAGCACUGCAGAGACCUACGCCAACUGCAUGCCAUUGCUGGAAGUGGAGGACAUGAUGAUCAUGGGUAAUAAACCCGACUCCAAAUGUGUCUUCACCUACGUACAGUCUCUGGUCAACCACCUGCGCAGAUACGAGAUGUCCAUGGGUCGGCCCUGUGACCUUCUGGUCAGUUAAGCGUUCAGCCCUCAACGUGGCGUCAACCCCAACCUCCUUCUCCCAUCACCAGCCCUGACCACUCCUCAGCUCCAUCCUCACCUGAUGACCGCCCUCACACUGACAGCGCAGGUCACAGAGUUACACAUCCGUGAGGGACAAGUUAGGGAUUGUGUGUGUGUGUGUGUGUGCGUGUGUUUAUCAGAUUGCGUAUUAUCUUUGUUGGCAGUGGUGAUGUGUAUACAAUAUUUCAGUUCUCCUCUGAACACAGUGUUAAGUCCAUCUUUCUCCAGCGAGAGGGCACCAAAGUUUUUUAAAAGACUACCUUUUAAGCUUUAAAGUUUUGUACUCAAAAUCAGCUUUGUACUAGGUGAUAUUUAACCACAGUGGCUGUUUCACUACGCCACCGUACUGAAAAACACAUCAAGAGAGAAGAGAAAUAUUUUUAUAGUAUUUCCCCUAUUAAUUUAUUUAUACCUACAUUUUUUCUGCUACACAUUUGUAAUUAUUAUUUGCUAGCAUUGCUGUUGCUGGUAAUUAUAACUGAAGAACAAAAACAUACCCUACCAUAUGAUGCGUUAUUUGGUUUCAUUUCGGUACUUUUUAAUUUUUACCAAACGUGGUUGGCUUAAAGUAUUUUAACUAAGUUAUUAUUCUCAUGUUCAUGUAAGCAAUUAGCAUAUUACUAUUUAAAACAUGAGCACAGGAGUGUUCUCUUUUCAUUGCUCACAUGGAUGCAGCAUUAUUGCUUGAGUCCAACACUGAGUAAUCUCACCUUUCUGAACUAUACAGUGCUACUGAGAACAUGUUUCAGGUUUUAUGAACAUUGCAUCAACAAUAAUAUUAUUCUAACAACAAAAAUGUCUGUAGUCCAGCAAGUUUUGCUCUGUUUGUCUGACAGCAUAUGUACAAAAAAAAAACUCACAGCGGUGCUGCCAUCAUCGCCCAGCAUCACUGCCUUGUCCUGCCAAACACACUCACACACAGCUCUUUUAGCGGGCUACUUAUUUAUGCUUGAGUAGAUUUUUUUUUAAAUAUAUUAUUUUGUAUUUUGUUAGUGUGUACAAUAUGCUUUCAAAGGUUUUGUUCAAAGUGAGUCGAUAAACUCAAGCUACCACAAUGUUUUGUGAAACGAAUCGCAGUCACUCUUUGGACAAAUUAACAGGCAUGAUGAAAGCCGGCUUUCUGUUUAAAGUUUAUAAGCAAUAAUGACUGAACAUUACUGCCUAUUGUUUAUUUUAUGACAUUAAGCUAGGGAAAAUUUUAAUCCAGCUUGUAAAAUUAUGGUUCCUUUUGAGAUGUCUAAAAUCCAAUCAGAGCUGAUUUUGAUGAAAUGUAUUUCUUAAAGCUCUGUUUUUGUAGAUUUAGAAAAAUGACUUGAGAAUUAUUCCACUGCUGCCAACUGAAAAAUGAAUACCUUCCACAAGGCAGUGAGUGCUGUACAUAAGAGCUUAAACACAUUAUAAUUUCAUGUUUCUGUGCACUACAGUUAAAUGUGAAUGGAAAUUAAACCAAUUUGAGAAAUGAA